Molecule: messenger RNA, 5463 nt
Organism: Diatraea saccharalis (sugarcane borer)
Lineage: Eukaryota; Metazoa; Arthropoda; Insecta; Lepidoptera; Crambidae
Source: the annotation of a GenBank genome assembly
AUGGAUAUCGUGUAUUCUUCUCUUACUGAACUUACAAGUUUGGAUGAAGUGGAAAAUAUUGAAGCCAAAUUAUUUUAUCCCGUUAUUGCUGUUAUUCAAAAUAGAAAUACAGUUCAUCUGCUGAAUACUAAAGAAUCAAAAGGAAAUCCUCAAAUAUUUAAAUUUAACAGCGAUAUAAUAUGCAAAGCAGAGCAGAAUCACCUGUUAUGGUUAUUAUUCAAAUCUGGAGAAAUAGUUAUAUUUAAUAUACUGAAAAAUUUGAAUAUUUAUGUUACAAUUGAUAACUAUAAAGUUCAAAAACUUUAUUGUGAUAUAGAUAAUGAGUUGAUUUUUUUAAGUGAAAGUGGACAAAGUCUUAAGUGCCCUUUAACCAUUGAAGACAUUGAUACACAGUUUGCAAAUAAAGUAUCAAAAAUCUCAACAUCUCUAUUGAAAUUAUUAACCCAUUCUAAUGGCAUACAACCGGAUAAUGGUAAUAGUGAUUGGAAAGGAUUAAAUAUGUACAUUGAAGAACAAAACAUAGUAUUGAAAUGUAUAACCACAAACAUAAAUGGAAAUAUUUUACUUAAUAAAUCACUUGAGAAAAUUUUGCCUUGGGAUGAUAUGGUUGUAUUAGCAGAGAAGGAUAAUAUGUGGAUUAUUAAUCCAAAAGAUGCUAAUGUUAUAUUUCUGUUUCCUAAUAAUAAUAUGUAUUAUUAUCCAAUUGGAGCAUACAAUCAAUUACUUUAUUAUAUAACAUGGAGAGGAAAAGAAAUUCACAUUUUCUGUGCCUGGAGUGCAACUUCUUCAACUCAGAAACUACUAUUACUUGAAGAUUCUUCGGAAAAGACUUUCGCUGAACUUUCGUCACAAGAAACUCUGAAACUGCAGUUGCAAACACAAGUUGAUAUGGCUUUACUUGAAAGUAAACCCACGCAUAUAAAAACACAAUUAUUGCCUUAUUUUGAAAAAAUACAAGAUUAUGGUUUUCUUAUAAAUGCUGCUGCGCAACUUUGUCAACAUAGUCUUGUUUAUAAAUCACUUUUGUAUAUACUUCAAAAUAGAAUGUUUCAAAGUGGAGAUAAUGACUCGAUUGACAAUUUAACAGACCUUAUAAUAAAAGUUGAUUUAGUUGAAUAUAUUUGUUUUAAAGGUAAUAAAAAUUAUAGUGAUAUAAAUUUAUUUGAAAAAAAAAUCGUCGAACUAUGUAUCACAUUUAUAUCAAAGUCUGAUUUAGAUUUAGCGUCAAUUUGCUGGUUAAAGUAUACAGAAAUAAAAUUAAACAUAAGUUCAGACGAUGUUAACAAUAUUUUGGAUGCUGUCCCUUAUAAUAUAAAAAUGAGUACUUUGAUAAUGUGGUUGAAAAAUUUUGUGCCAUCACUUCUAGACGAAAAUCCAUUUUUCAUAGAUCACUUUGUAAAAUGGACAAUGGAAAGAGUAUUUAAAUUAGAACAAUCAGCAUAUUGGCCCAAAAUAGGUUUAAAAUUUGUCGAAGAGAUAAUUGCAGUUUUAGAAAUAUCCUUAAAAAUAGUGACAAUUCGGCCCAUUUCCAUGGAUGAUUUAGAUUGUAUGAGGGAUCAAAUAAACUAUGUAAUGGAGCUUAGAGAAAACUACAAAAUUAAUAUGUCAUUGACUGAAUUAAGUUCCCAAAGUCCAAGUGAAGUUGCCCUUAUUAUGCUCCGCCGUUGUUACACUGAAGAUCUACAGUUAUUUUUACAAGGAUAUUUGCCAGCGUAUGCUGCUCGCCAUUUAUUUGAACUCGAUGAUACAUUGCGUGCCUAUAUUGAAACUGAAGCAUCUAUUAGCGGUGGAUUAGUAGACGGAAGCCGUUUAAAAAUUUUACUGGAAGCUUUUCGCUCUACUACUAAUAAACUUGAUUGCCUUUUACAAGUUCUGAAAAUGUUGGACGUACCAUGGGACAAUAAUGUCUUAGAAUUGGCAGUAACAGCAGCUGCAUCAGCCUUUAAAGAUUUUACUGUCACUGAUACAGACCGCACUUUAGCAUUUGAAAUACAGAAAGAACUGAACUAUGCUAAAGUGAAGGUUGUUUUGAAGAAAUACAAUUUUCCAUUAUCUUGUACUGACUACAUGCUAGUUCUAAAUAAAAUUACAGGUUCUUCAAAUGUAGACUUGAAGGACUUGAAAAUUAUCUGUAACGUGACUAGCAUUAAACAUUAUGGAAGCGUAUUGUACAUUGAUAAAUGUCUUAGUAAUUGUGAAACGAAAGUAGCAUUGAAUUACUUUAACGAUUUAUCUAAAAACGACAAGAAUAUUAUAAUAAAAUCUACUCUGAACAAAUAUGAACAAGUAAUAAAUUCAGAUUCAAGGAAUUCAGCAAUUGAAAGAAGUUAUUUAGACUUUUUAAAAGGAUCCACACUUUUAACCGAUCAUCAAAUAACUGAUAUUGAAAAUCUUUAUCAUCUUAAAAACUCUUAUGAUAUCAUAAUGACCAUAAACGAAAUCUAUAAUGAAGAAGAUCGUCUUAAAAAAUCUAAUGACUGGAUGAGAGAAAAUGCGAAAUCUGUUAAUUCUGCUCAAAGACAAUGUGUUACGAAGCUUACCCGUACGGGUCAAUCCAAUUGUUCUGUCCUCCUAAAUAAGUUACGGAAAACUUCUGCAUCUGAAUCGGUUCGUGCACUAUUAGAGAACCUGAUAAUGGUACAGUCUGAAAAUGCAGUAGAUAUAUACCCACCAGCUUUGUCAAGUUUUAAAGAUGGCUCUAAUACAACACUUUUAAUAGAAUCUUUUCGUAUAUUAAUCGAUCUUGUAUUUAAAUGUGAAGAAGAUAAUUUACACACUUUAGUUGAUUAUUUAUCUCUUCUUAAUACAUUGGUACAUGGAGUCGUUAUAUUCAAACAUCUAUCUGUAGCAUGGAAGUUUCAGUAUAUUUAUUUACCAAUGUCAUCUAUCACAGGAGUAAACAAUUUGAUAAACUUCUUUGAUAAUAUGUUUAUACCUAACUGUUCUAUUAAUCAUGGUUGCGUUGAAGGAUAUGACAUGAUAUCAAUUGCAAUGAUUCCUAACAUAUUCAAACAUUACGUCUUUAGAGGUGUAACGCUGAAGGAAUUAUAUAUACUGCGAAAUAAAAUUGUGAGGAAAUUAUUGUCGAAAAUGAUUUCAUGCCAAGAACUUGAUGAACUUUUAUUAACAUCUUUAUUACUAAUUCUUAGUAAUUCUGAAGACAUGGAAGAUAUGUCGUGGCUAAUUGAUAUUACAACAAAAGGUCAGAGUGAUAUUAUUCCUCAACCGAUGAAGAACUAUCUUUCAACACCACUAUUACGCCGACUAUUUCCAAUUGACAAUGAUUUGCCUGGAAACACUAUGCCUUAUCCACCGCAACAGUUACUUAAAACUAAAUUUAAUAUAAAUUUAGCCGAUAUCGCCCUUCCUGAUAACAAUGAAGAAACUUGGGAUGUAAAAGUCAUACUUUUUUGUAUACUACGACAGUAUCCAGACACGGAUUUUGAACGCUUGGUUGAGUUAUGUCACACAUUAAAUAUUAGUAUAAAUGAUGGUCUUACCUUACAAUUGAUAUCUUUAUUUUCCACUUGGGAACUAAAAUACAAAUUGAUUAGUGAUGAAUUGAAUUGUCGUCAUAUGUAUUUUGAAAAUGAUGUUAAGACUCUUGCUUCCAAAUGUUUAACCAUAUGGGAGAAUAUUGAACGUAAAGAUUUGUUAAGAGAUAUUUUAAAUGAUUUUUGGAAAAAUGGAGAAGUAUCAUUAUAUGGUCGUUCCGUUUCAAUUAAUCCUUAUUAUUAUGAAGUGUAUAUGUGCAUCUACUACUUACUUUAUAGUUCUUCGGGGGAAACUCGCAAUGCAAAAGAGUUUUUACUCUUGAAUUUUUUGAAAGAUUAUAAAAGAAAAAGUAGUCCAAAACAAUACGAAUUUGAACUUUUUUCUGUAAAAGGUAUGUUUCCAGAAAUUGGAUAUCAUCGUUUACCAUUUCAUCUUUUCUUGAGAGAUGAUAAAUGGUCUAACCUCAAGUCUGAGAUUACACUAGAAACCUACGAGCGGUGGUUACCCGUCGUCGGAUUAGUAUCUCUAGAUUCUGAUGCACAAACAGCAAAAGAUAUGAUAUGCAGUAAUGCGCUUAAGCAAACUAUGACGUCACGAAAGCGCUCUGAAAACAGUGAAGAUGAAGGAUCUGAACCUUGGCGCUUGAUAACUAAAGAAGAACCUUUACUCCGUGCGGCUCAUAAGUGUGUUAGGCAUAUUGCCAAUAUGGAAUGGGCAGGAGCUUGUUUAUUCUAUGUGCUGCAAGGUUGCGCUCGUGGGGCAGAUCAAGUAGCCGCAGCUCAAUUGUGCUAUCAGUUUGCACAACGUUGGGCUGCCGUCCAACCUGGUAAUCGAGCAGUGCGUCAAAUGGAAAAACUACAUUCUUCUCUCUCAACACGUCAUGCAUUACACAAAGUUAACUGGGCAUGUGAAGAAUUUGUUCGUCUUUCAACGGAACCCGCACAAUUGAUUCGUGCUUUAUACCUUCAUCCUCUGUUUAUUGAAAAGAUGUCUCGUCACGAUAUUAAUCGUGCUGCGAAUGAAAUCGCUGACAAAAAUAGCAUAAAUAUUAGUUCUAUCAGAAUUCAAAUAUUGGAAAAUAUUCUUGAUAAAACCUAUAAAGAAAAGAAUAAUGAUAAAAAAAUUUCGGGUUUAAAUAACAGGGAUUUGAAAACUGCAAAAUAUAUACUAAAGGCGACUUGUCCUAAAAUGGGAGCUAUUUAUUUAUCCCGAAUAGCAUUUGAUGAUGAAAGUGAUUACAAUAAGGGAAAAAAAUUACACGCCUUGCAAUGUUUAAUGAGUGUUGUAGAAACUGAUACCGCCGUUAAAGUUACAAAUCGUGGACGGGAAGACUUAUGGGAUUCACUCGUAGAAUUGAUUCAUAUUGUAAAUCUAGAAAAUAUUGACAUGCCUUGGGUUGUCACUACUUUCAUGCAGGAUAAAGGUCGGGCAAUUGAACAAUUAUUGCAAGAUAGUACUAAUAUUGAAGGGCUAAAAAUAGCAGCAGAACUAGCGCGUAAAUAUGGCAAUGUUAAAAUAAUACGCGGACUUAUACCUUUACUGCUUCGUGCUGGCUUACAUGAAGAAAUUACACCGUUACUGUUGAAGUUGUCUGCUCCUGCUAACGAGUUCAUUUACACUGCAUGGCGUGCAGUUAUUGUGACUCCAUUCCAACAGGCAGAUCAUCCUAUUACAGAACGGCAAAAGGUAAAAUGCAUUAAUGCUAUAAAUUUAUUGCCAGCUUGCCCUGUUAUCAAGGAUGAAGAUUUAGUAGAAAUCUGGAAGAAUUGUGUUAGAUGCAAAUGUUUAGGAGUAGGUUGUUUAGUAUUACCUUAUAUGACUACUGAAACGAGACAGUCAUUAAAUGAACUACAAAAAAUUGAUAAAAGAAGCCUAAUAGCUAGUCUCAAAAAUUUACAUUCUGAAACUUAUCUUAUUUCUGGGGCUAUGCAUGUGAUUGAAAAUGUGUCUGUUAGAGGACAAAGAUAA